Messenger RNA from Toxotes jaculatrix (banded archerfish), 2181 nucleotides. RefSeq names its product keratocan (gene kera). Gene Ontology annotation, molecular function: protein binding. The transcript has 3 exons. The coding region runs from base 286 to 1317 and encodes 343 amino acids. The record is from RefSeq and is a predicted model, not a curated record. NCBI's taxonomy places the organism in Eukaryota, Metazoa, Chordata, Actinopteri, Toxotidae.
GUGUUUCCUUAGUUAGGUCAUGUAUUGUUACUUUGUUUCUGAUUUUGUUUUGCUCCUUGUUCAGUCUUCCUCCUCUCAAAGAGUGAUUCUGUGUUCACGUGGAACACAGAAUCCACAGUCCACGGUUCACUGUGGACAGCAAGAGCACAAAAUUAGCACAAAAGUCAGCCUCAAAGGACUCUUGGGGAUUUGUGAGUGGAGUUAAAAAGAGAUCUAGCAUGUCACCAAGGGAGGAAGGGUUGUACAUGUGGAAGUCAUCAAACAAAGAACAGACUGGACAGUGAAAUGGCACUUCUCCUGAGCCUUCUCUGCAUCUUGUGCCUGGUCGGGCCAGUUAUCAGCCAGGAUAUGCCAUACGAAGAAUAUAUGGCCCAGAUCCAAGCCUGCCCUCAGGAGUGUCGCUGUCCCCCCAACUUCCCUCGUGCUGUCUACUGUGACAAUAAAGGCCUGAAGAGCAUCCCCAAAAUCCCUCCAUACACAUGGUAUCUCUACUUGCAGAACAAUUUAAUAGAAGCGCUGUCAGCUGAUGCCCUGCGUAAUGCCACACAGCUGCGCUGGCUGAACCUAAACCAAAACAAAAUCACUAGUGAGGGAGUGGAAGAAGGUGUCCUUAGUGCAAUGUCUCACUUGGUGCACCUCUACAUGGAUGACAAUCUCUUGUCUUCUGUGCCAUCACCCCUGCCAGCCAGCCUGGAACAUCUGCGUCUCUCUCGCAAUCGCAUUUCCAAAAUCCCUGCGGGUGUCUUCAUUGGUCUGGAUAAGCUUAACCUGCUGGACCUCCAGGGGAACAAGCUGAUGGAUGAUGCUGUGACUGAAGUGAGCCUGAAGGGUCUAAACAAUCUGGUGCAAAUCAACCUAGCCAAAAACCAGUUGUCAAGCAUGCCUCUUGGCCUACCAGCCACUACCACUCAGCUUUUCCUCGAUGGCAACAACAUCGAGAAGAUCCCAGCAGGCUACUUCAAAGGUUUGCCCAAAGUGGCAUUUCUGAGGCUCAACCACAACAAACUGGGCAGCAGUGGAGUUCCCAACAACGUGUUUAAUGUCUCCAGCAUUUUGGAGUUGCAGUUGUCCCAUAACCAGCUGACUGAGGUUCCCCUCAUUCCCUCAGGCCUUGAACACCUUCACCUCGACCACAACAAGAUCAAAAGUGUAAGUGGCUCCAAUGUCUGCCCUGUCUCCAUUGACACUGUUGACGACUCUAUCAACGAAAGUGUUCCUCGAUUGCGCUACCUCCGACUGGAUGGCAACGAAAUUAAGCCACCAAUUCCUAGAGAUGUCAUCCUCUGUUUCCGUCUCCUUAGAUCCAUUGUCAUCUAAGAAAAGGAAAAUCAUCUAUAUGUUGUUGGCAAAUUCUGAUUUUCCACAAUCGAUGACAUGGUAAUGUGGAUGCUGGUCUGAUGAGACUUGUGAGACCACAUGUCAAAAAUGGUGACAUGAGUAGUAUUUGCAUGUUUGUGAAAUAUUUGACACUAGUUGGCAUCAACUUAUUUUACUGUUCUGUCUUGAGGAAAAGCUAUUUUUUUCAGUUCCAGAAAACAUUAAUCUUUCAGUAGAAUUUGAAGAAAAUCCAAAAGCAACAACAAAACCAAUAAGGAACUGGUCGGUUAGAUGCUUUAACUGAGGCUGCAAUCUGUUGACCACUAGUUGUGCCUUAUGUUGGUAUAAACACCUGCAUGUAGCACUCUGAAUUACAGAAUAGCAUGACAGUGAUUUAGGGGGACAAUAUGCAUUUAUGGCAUGUGGACAUUUUUGAGAUCUCAUGAGAGAUCAUUAUUCUUUUUUGAGCAGGAGGCAGAUAUUGUGAAUGCUUGGGGAAAUAUCACUAGGUUUUUUUUCUAUUGUUUCAGGUGGUUUUAUAUUUUAUAGACUUGAAGCCAAAUGGUCCUGUGUCCGUUAACUUUAGAAAAUCACUCUAUUCUACUAUUAUGCAUAUUUACUGUAGAUAAUUUAUUUUUAUUUAAUAAUAUUUGAGGGGAAAAAAGUACAAAAAAGUAUGAACCUGAGAGUCCUGUGAAUAUUCAUGGCCUAUAUUCCUUAAUGUUUUCUAUGCAAAAGAAAUGUGAUAACUGUUUUUAAAAAAUGCCAACAUGCUUUUUAUUUCUGGUCAUUAUUUUCUGAAUUAGUUCAGCAAGAGAUUUAAUUUUAAUUGUCUGCAAUUUGAAUAAAAUUUUUAAAAAUGAA